Messenger RNA from Bombina bombina (fire-bellied toad), 8110 nucleotides. RefSeq names its product FOS like 2, AP-1 transcription factor subunit (gene FOSL2). The record is from RefSeq and is a predicted model, not a curated record. Gene Ontology annotation, cellular component: nucleus. Gene Ontology annotation, molecular function: RNA polymerase II cis-regulatory region sequence-specific DNA binding; DNA-binding transcription factor activity, RNA polymerase II-specific. NCBI's taxonomy places the organism in Eukaryota, Metazoa, Chordata, Amphibia, Anura, Bombinatoridae. Gene Ontology annotation, biological process: regulation of transcription by RNA polymerase II. Bases 374 to 1354 code for a protein of 326 amino acids. The transcript is spliced from 4 exons.
UAUAAAAAGCACAUUUUAUUUAACUUCUAACUUUUUACAUUUUCCAUAGGAAUUCUAUUUUUUGGUAACUUUUGCAAGAGUUACAUAACCUUGUAAAACUUCUAUAGGAAGUUGUACCUAAAUAAAUGGGAUUUGUUUCUAGUUAGUUUUUAUUGUGUGGUGCCUGGUUAAUAGCGAUAUAAGCUAUUAUUACUUCUCUAGUCCCAUUUGGAGAGGUUCGCUUGGUAAGGUGGGGGCGUUGUGCAAUAACGCCCUAGAAACAUACAAAGUGCUGAGCGGCCAGCCGGAGGGAGCGCUUCAUACAGAUUUACUGUGCGGAAGAUAGAAAAGGAAGAAGCGCUGUUUCCUCCCCUUGGUGCGCCGACUUCAGAUCAUGUACCAGGAUUAUACAGGGAAUUUCGACAGCUCCUCGCGUGGAAGCAGCAGUUCUCCAGCCCAGCCAGAGGGAUUCCCAGGCAACUCUUUAGCUUCCUCAAUCCACCAGAAAUACAGACCAGAAAUGCCGGGAUCCAGCAGUGCCUUUAUACCCACAAUUAAUGCCAUCACUACCAACCAGGACUUGCAGUGGAUGGUCCAACCAACAGUAAUUACUUCCAUGUCUAGUCCAUACACACGUUCACAUCCCUACAGUCACCAGGUGCCCAAUCUAUCUUCAGUGACGGGUCACAAUGCCCUACAGAGACCAGGUGUGAUUAAAACCAUUGGCACCACUGCAGGCAGGAGAAGGAGAGAUGAGCAGCUGUCCCCAGAAGAAGAGGAAAAGCGGAGGGUGAGGAGAGAGAGGAAUAAGCUGGCCGCAGCAAAAUGUCGCAAUAGGCGGCGAGAACUAACGGACAAACUUCAGGCGGAAACCGAAAAACUUGAGCAUGAGAAGUCUGGGCUACAGAAAGAGAUUGCUGAGUUGCAGAAGGAGAAGGACAAGCUUGAAUUCAUGCUUGUUGCCCAUUCCUCUAUGUGUAAGAUUCAUCCAGAGGAUAGAAACAUUAAUUCCCACAGUGCUCAUGUGGUCCGCCCAGUGGUGACAGGCCGUGUUGUCAUAAAACAGGAGCCGGUGGAAGAAGACCUUGCCACCACUUCUUCCACCAAUGACAAAACCCAGAGAUCUGUGAUCAAGCCAAUCCACAUUGGUGGAGGUUAUUUUAUCGAGGAGCCACUUAACACACCUGUAGUGAUGUCUUCAACACCUCCGAGCACACCCAAUAAUUCCAACCUUGUCUUCACAUACCCAAGUGUGCUUGACCAGGAUUCCUCUGCUUCACCAUCAGAGUCUUGCUCUAAAGCCCAUCGUCGCAGCAGCAGUAGUGGGGACCAGUCAUCAGAUUCCAUAAAUUCCCCCACACUUCUGGCUUUGUAAUAGUUCAAUAGAAAACUGCUUUCUUACGUUACUGGAGGGGGGCCCCAAGAAGGGAUCAGAACUGGUGGUAGCAGCUUCUCAACAGUUUGAGAGGAUUUUUUUGGAACUGUUAAAUGGACAAGUAGUGUAAGGAGCAACAUGAAACUGGAUCACACACUUCAUAAUGCUUUGAUGUAGCUUAGACAACCUGGGUUGCAGAACGAUCUGCAACAGACUGAAUAUUCAUUCCUUCAGUGCAGCACGUCAUCUGGGACUUCAGAUUGGUUCUUCUAAAUGGUUUAAGUUAUUUCUAGUCAACCACACACCACAUGACAUUUCACCCAGUCUUUCUUGUAUUUGAUAUGUAUCUUUUGUUCAUUUGAUCUGAAGUCUUGAGGGCACUUUAAGGUAAAGGAGGGUUUUUAUCUUCACUGGUUGAAGGUACAGAUUUUUUUGUUUGUAAACCAUGCAUUUUACUAUUAAGAGCAAUCCGUGAACCUUUAAAAGAAAACAAAGGAAAUCCUCUUGACUGCAAGAGAGGAAAAGAGGAGAAAUCGAGGGAAAAUUUUGUUGCACCCAGUAAUUAUAUCAUGAGAAGCAAUGCCAGUGAAGCAUACACAAUGCCAAAGACAGCUUCCAUACUCUUUGUUCUGGUGGAAUCUCUAAAAUUGCUUGGAUAAAAGAUCUGGCAAGAGAUCAUUUGGAAACUAUAGAUACUUGGCAAUAUGCCUAUUCCUCUUGUGCCUUUUACAUAUUUCAGAAGCUGAUUUGUGGCAGACACUCCUGACAAACCAUUGUGGGAUUUGAAGCGGUUAUUUCAAACCACUGUGUUACCAUGUUUUGAAUGGCCAUAACUUUAUUGAUAAUGUUUAAAUCAAAGGCACAUCUCAUUCCUUCUGUUCUAAUGAAUACUAUUUGCUUUGUGUACUGCAAUUAUGAUAUUGUAAAGGGAGCUGCUUUUUUCUGUUCUGUGGGUUGUCUAUUACACUAAACACUCAGGAGCUGGGUAUCUGGAGUGGUAGUGGAGUUUGUUUGUGUUACACGGUGGCUCCUCUAAUGGAGUCAUUAUUUGUUUAACUAUUUUAAUGGCUACCAAAUGCUGAUUAUAAAAAGUCUCAGAUCAUGUAUUCACAUCCAUAAAUAAUUGUCACUCAUGGAACUUGUGGGGGAGCAAUGUGGACAAUGAUAAUUAGGGUUAUAAAAAAAAAAAAAAAAAACUCAACCAUUGCCGUACAGUAAAAUAAAAACUGGGAAGUGUUUCCUGUCCCACAUUAUAGCAAUAUAUUUGCAAGUUGCUGCCAUGUUCCGGUAUAAAUUUCCACUUAAAGGACAUGAAAGACCUUGAGAUUAUAAAAUAAUUUAGAAUUAUGAGUAGUACAAAAACCAUUAUUAUCAUUUAUGUGCCCUUUCCUGUAAUUUAACUCUGAAAAAUAUAGAUUUUACAAUUCUGAGAAUUGGAAGUGCACACUGCUGACUUUAUAAAAUUAACCCUGCUACAUAUAUGUCCCUAAGUGGCUUCAGCAGAGGUAAUAGGAUAUGAUACCUCCAAAACAAUACAAGCUUUGCUAAUAAAAUGACAGUAGCAAGCCUAAUCAAACAACAAGUCUGAAUUGGCUCCUCUAAAUAAAGCAAUUAGUGGAGGAAUUCUAACAUAAAGUGUUAAUGUAUUCAGAAACAAAUCACACUAGGUUAAUAUGUUCAUUUAUUGAAUAAAUGCAGAAAGUCUUGUAAUAACAAGGUGUUUUAUGUUUAUUUAAGUGGUAAAUAUAUCUUGGGCGGGAGUCAAGAGUAUAUUCAGCUCUCUAGUCCGUAGCAUAUUAAAUGGUUUUCCCAUUUAAGAUACUUUAAAGGGACAGUCAAGCCAAAAUUAAACUUUCAUGAUUCAGAUAGGUUAUAUCAUUUUUAAACAAUGUCCCAAUUUACUUUUAUCAUUAUAUUUUCUUUGUUCUCUUGGUAUUCUUUGUUGAAAGUUAAACCUAGGUAGACUCAUAUACUAUAUUCCAAGAUCUUGAAGGUCGCUUUUAUCUUAGUGCAUUUUGACAGUUUUUCAUAUCUAGAGGGAGUUAGCUCAUGUGUGCCAUAUAGAUAACAUUGUGCUCACUCCUGUGGAGUUAUUUAUGAGUUAGUACCGAUUGGCUAAUAUGCAAGUCUGUCAAAAGAACUGAGAUAAGGGGGCAGUCUGCAGAGGCUUAGAUACAAGGUAAUCACAGAGGUAAAAAGUGUUUUAAUAUAACAGUGUUGGUUAUGCAAAACUGGUGAAUGGGGGAUAAAGGGAUUAUCUAUCCUUUUUAAACAAUAACAACAAGUCUAGAGUAGACUGUCCCUUUAAGUCUCAUCCUCAUGUUACCAUGAAAAAAAAGGUUAUUGCUGUGGCUGUGUUGCUGUGUUUCACUUGCUGAAUUCCUCCAGGGUAGCUGAAGACUUAACUGAGCCAUGGAUUGAGUUGCCUGUCUGCAGUCUGAUUCAGGUGUGCAGUCCUUGUCACAUAAGAGUCACUUGCGGUUACUCACACAUCUCUCCACAGCAGCGCUCAGUGUUUAUGACAAGGCUAUAUCUGCUUGGCCCUCAGUCAUGUAAUUUCCUCUUGUCUGUGUCUUAAACCACACAAUCCAAAAAAUGAUUAAUUUUAUUACUGAAGUGCGCCUUUCAUCUUUUCCCUUCCUAAAUUUUCACUAUGCCUUUUUCUUUCAUAAGUACUAAUUGAACUAUCCAUAAAAAAUGCUGUAUUGCAGUUUUUUUUUAAUUAUUUUUCUAACAUGUCCCUUUAAGCACCAGUAUAAAAAAAAAUACAGCUCAUUUAAUUUAACUUUAAUCUAUUUUUUACAUAGCCAAAAAGUAAAGGUUGAAUACUAUAGAAUUAUAUUUGACACCUAGAUAUGACAUUGUAAGAUUGUACAUAUAGUAUAUGAUUUAAUAUUGGCAUUAUAAUUCCAAAAAUAUUUAUUCUUUUCAUUUUUCUAUAAGUUCAAGAGAGGAACAAAAUGAUAUUAGCCCUGUAUUUAAUUUAUUUGAUAUUUCAGUGACUUAAGAUUGCAGAAUGAUACCAGAUAUUUUGUCUACUUGUGUGUAUACAUAAACAACAAGUAUUCCUCUGCAUUUGAUUUUAUUUUACAUAAAAUAACAUCCAGUAACUAUAGUUUAUCAAACUAAUAUAUUCUAAUAUAAAGCACAGCAAAACUUCUACAUGGUUUUGCAGUGUCAUAUCAUGAUGUAUUGUGUCAAAAUAAAUUAUGUAUUUCAGAGCCAUUAAAAAAAGUUUUAUAUUUAUUAAAUAUUAAAACAUAAUUUAUAGAAUCUACUUGUGCCUUCUGUGCUUAAAGGAACAUAAAAAAAUAAAUUUGAUCCAGAAAAAGCAUACAAUUAAAAAAAAAAAAAUUCCAAUUUACUUCCAUUGUUAAAUUUAAUUCAUUUUCUUGGUAUCCUUUUUAUAAAGAGCAUAGACCAAUAUGCUUUGAGUGUGCCUGUACAAUGUUAUUCAAUUUAAUUGCUAUUGGGUUUAAUCUUUACUGCUGCACUUCACAAAUAGAUUAAAUCAUUUUUGAAGCUUUAUGCUAUUCAACUAAAUAACCUGGAACUACAUUACAUUGUAUUCAUUCAGUCUUUAUUUUCUUUAUAUGGUUACAAACACUAAGAUCUACAGCUAAGCUUCAUUAUUUAACAGAAGCUUCUUAAUGUACCCAGUUCAUAUAUUUAUUUAGGUAGACAAGCUCAGUAUUUUGUUCUGGAGUCCGAUUACUUAUGGGUCAGUCGCACAAGGCUGCAUGAUUGGAGACUCCUCAAUGGAAUUUCACUAGUUGUAUUGCAGAUUCUUUACUGAAGAUUCACUGGUUGUUAGACUCUUUAUUUGGGAGUUUUACUAACUGAAUGGCACAUUCCUUGAAGAAAGUGAACUUUGCAAGUAGCAUCUCAUGCUCAACAUCAGUAGACCGCCUACGUUUGCACUUGCAAACCCAAGAUUGGAGGUAGAAGGGGCAGGAACAGGAUCGAUAAAUAAAAUGCCCCACACGCCUUAAUAUCGGUUGUAACGUGCACCAGGAGGGAGUUGCUUGUAUGCAUGAGCUGCACAAACAUUGUUUUAAAUAUGGUGGCUCAUUGACACCAAUGGUGUGACUCAAUGGCUGCUUGUGCAUUUUAUAUAAAGGGGUAAAAUACCAGUGGUGGGGCAAUUUUGUCCCCCUCUUGCCCCUGCUCAGGAUGCUCAUGACUACAAGGUUGUCUUCAUGAUUAGAUGGGGCAUUAAGCCAGGGGUUGACAAAUUUUCUUUAAAUUUAAGUAGCAAGACUAUUGAGGAUACAGCCAUACACUUAGGAUUUUGGGACAUACAUAUAUGUGGAAUAGUCCAAUAAACAAGGAACCAGAAGUAAAAUUAUUGAUGCCCUGGCUGCAGAUGUUUGUUAAACUCAGUCUUAAGCAAGAGUCUGCUUCUGUUGUGCUUCACCAGCUACUAAUCGGACUACAGUGUGGGGAGGGAUCUAAGCCAUAUUCAGCUUUAUGUCUUUAUCAAUUUGGUUGUUAAUAACCCAUUAUACUGCACUAAAGAGCAAAAUACAUGGGAGACAAACUAUGUCACUAUCUGGUGCCUUGAAGGAAGCAAUAAUUAAACUGUAUUGUUAUGAUGAAUAUAAAUACAUUGGUAACUGGAAUCUUCUGCAUCAUGAACAGAUUUGUUGCAGAUAGUUUUAGUCAAUACAUUGGCCAUCUUAUCAGAUAUAAUUUAUUAUACAAGCUUUUGCCAUUUACCCAACAUGUUUAAUUUUUCACAUGCAGAUAUAAGAAGGACAUGAAUAGUAUAUAUCAGCAAGAGAAACUGACACUAUUAAUGGGUUGUAAACUUCUGCUACCAUCUGCAUUAAAUCUCUGGUACUUAUCACCCAAAUAUUGCCAGCUGAUAGAAAGAUAUCUUUACUAGUAGCCGACCAAAUUGCACCAUUACACUCUAUUUAAAAACCUUCUUAAAAUGUCCAAACUCCUGUUAUGUUGUUUCUUCCCCCCCCCCCCCAAAGCUUCAUAAAAUUUACUUUAAAUCUGGUUACCUGGCAAGUUUAUAAAUCUAUAUAUUAAAAAAAUAAUUAAAAACGCAAUAUCACAUAUCCUUCCAUACAUUCUUUAUUCACAGCUAGGCUUAAAUAAUGAAUAUUUUCUUGGGAGCUUUUUAAUUUGUAUGUUUUAUUUAUUAAAAAAUGUUUACAUCUUUGUUUUCUUUGUUUUGGAGGUUGGGGUAAAAGAGUGGGUGUCCUCGGGUUUUGUUUUUAAGACAAGCAUUAAAUGACGCAAUUACAAAUCUUACGUUAGUUGCACAAUGUGCAAGGCAUACAUGUUUAGAUUACACCCUGUGUUAAAUAGUAAGCCAACUUGGAGGCAGAGGGGUGAGACUGGAUAGAGACCAUAAGGAGAGAUAGAAAAAAUGUUUUGUUUGUCAGAGGACCUUAACAGGUCAGUAGAGAUGCCUGGUUGAGCUACGAAUUUAAGUUUCUGGUCUAUUUUGUAUUAGAAUUAGUGCUAUCUUUAAAAUGUUGCCAUGUUAUGGGUUCUAGAACAGUGUUUCCCAACCAAAUUCAGCCAUGGAACUCUAAGGGCAUGAAAGUUAUUAAGACACUAAAACAGCUCCCAAGAACAUCACAAUGACUCGCCAGUACCAGGAAACUCCACUCUCACAAAUGAACAUCAAUAAGCUGCUAAUCAGAACAAUUCAGUCUCUCCAUGAUCAUCUGAAAAUGCUACUCAAGACAAGUAGCACUUUUCUACAUCAUGGAAAGAAAAAAAUAUAUAGUUUUUUAUGGAAAAAUAAGUAAGGUUUCAUUGAAUCUAGGGAAACACUGAUCUAAAGAAUAGAUGAUGGAAAUUCAGCUCAGGCAAAAUUUGGAUUAUGCAGUGGCCGACUAAACCUAAGGUUGCAAAUAUGAGGGGAUAACCUUCAUUCUAUAAGUUUCCUCAAGCUAUGUAUCAGUUUGUGAUGAAUCUUAGGGUUUAACUAAGCAGCUAACAAAUAGAGUUGGGUAUUUUCAGGAACCAUUAGAUAUAGGAGGUAAAUAUAUGGUGGGACUCACAUUAACAUUGUUUCAGGUGACAAUCCCUAGUCAGAUAUGUCAGUCUUGUCUUGCACUACCUUGUUUCCUGCUGAUGACAUCCGUCACCAUGCGGUGGUUGAUGGUACAGGCCACCUGUAGAGCUCACCCUUACAGAGCACACACACAUAGUAAAUUUGUCUUAAGCACAAUUUAUUUGACUCUAGAGGCGUAAUGUUGUUUAAUACAGAUUAAUAUCUAGACUGACACUGUGUUAAGGUAUCUUCUGUUGCUCACAAAUGGCCAAAUGCUAAAUUUAUAGUCCGUGUUUAUCAGUGAACAAAAAAGAGCACAUGCAAAUACUUUGUCUUGUUACUUUGGGUAAAAUAGUCUUUAACAUUCCUUAAUGCAAUGUAUUUCUUGUACUGCACAUGUGUAUGGGGCCCUGUGGUAUUUUGUCUAACAGAAAUUGCCGUUGUGUGUAUAUAUUUAUAUAUAUUUUUAUAUAUAAAAUGUAAAGAGCAUGGAUGAGAGAUCCUUGUUAGAAAUACUUUUGCCUUUGUAUGUGACCUGUUACACACAGGGUUAUAUUGCCUAUUGCUGUCCAUUUCUUGUAGGCAAAACAAGGGGCUUGGACACUUUUACCCCCGAAUCAGAAAUCUGUAGGCUUUUAAUUAAAUGGAUUGUGUGGGUAAAUUCACUGCUUGAAAGUCAAAUGAUGUUUGUUUUUUUGUUCUUUAUUUAUCUGAAUAAUAAAAUGCUGUAUUUUAAA